UUGAAUAUGACAAAGUAAUCAAGAGAUCCAAAGCUUUAGAUUAACACAUGGCUUCAUGUUUUUGUGGCGCGGCUUUCCUCAGACGUGCCCUUUUUUAUUUUUACUUCUUUCUCCUCCCCGGAACUGAAGCCGCUGCCGCCCGCCUGUCGGAGCCGAUAGUUGGGACGGAUGGCAAGUCAUGGCAGCGUGAGUGUUGAAGUUUACGGGUUUAACAUUUUCGGGUUCUUCUGGAAUUCUCCAAUUAAAAUGAGCAACAAACAACAAAAUGGAGACAGCCAAAAGUUUGAAGCGUUUAUUUAUUGGGGGAUUGCAUCACUCGGUUUCUGAAAGUGAAAUUAAAGAAAUAUUUAGCUCAUUUGGAGUUGUUACAACUGUGGAUAUUGUACUUAGGAAAGACAACAAAGGAAAUCCUGUGAAGGCCUUUGGUUAUGCUAAUGUAAACAUCUCAGAAACGGAAUUAAAAAGAUGCAUGUCAGUUCUGAAUAAAUCAAAAUGGAAAGGUGGAAAACUGCAAAUUGAAUUGGCCAAAGAAUGCUUUUUGCAUCGACUUGCUCAAGAGCGACAGAUUGCAGCUGAAAAUAAGCACAAACCACAUGUUGACAGCAUUGCAAUGGUGAUGGAGUCUCUAAAGAAAGCUGGUGUUGAAAAUUUUCAGAUUAAAUCUGCUGUGCCAGGAACAGAAGUACCUGAACAUAAGGACUGGAUUGUGAGUAAAUUUGGAAGAGUAUUGCCGGUUCUUCAUCUCCAACAAAACAAUAAGAAAAAAAUUAUAAAGUAUGAUCCUUCUAAAUAUUGUCACAACAUCAAGAAGCUUGAUCAUGUAUCUGAUUCAGGAAUCAAAAUGCCAGUAACCAAGCUUACAUGGCAUCUUGAUGAGCAGGAUGAUGAGACAAGUAAGAAAAAACGGGGGAUUUUUCCAAUUCCAACACAAACUGCAAAGAAGAAGAAGCUAUCUCCCAACAAAAACUGUGUGGAGAGUUCCACUAAUUCUGACUAUAAUGUUCAAAGAAAUAAAAUACUUACAAACUCCGUCAAACACAAUGCCAGUAAGUAUGAAUUUAUUGAGAUGACAGGGAACAAGAUUGGUGUUCCCGCAUUAGCUUCUUAUGCAGGCUUCAAGAGACAGAACCUUGACAAGGAAGAAACUACUGCUGCUGCUCAAAGAAAUGAUAGAUCAAAAGCUCAUUUAGCAUGCUAUGAUUCUGAUGCUGAAGAACUGGAAUUGAUUACCGAUGAACAGAAAUGCAAAACUAAAGUUUUAAGUGGAACAGAUGUAAAAGAACAAGACAUUCUAUUGGAGGUGGUCGGUGAGGAUUACCUUUUAAAACACCAAACCCACUGGGCAUUAAAGAACUCAAUGAGACAGACGUCAAAAGACAAUUACAAUGAUACAUCGAACAGCAGUGGAAGUGAAUAUGAUUCUGCUGACACGGAUGAAAUAAUCUCAAAAAUUAUUCCACACAAAAAAUUGCCAGAGAUAAAAUGUGAUAGAAAACCAGAUGUUGUGAAUAGCAACACUGAAGUUAACACUGCAAAAGGGGAUUGCGAAUCUAGCGGUAAUGAGGAUACAGUCACUGAGAAUUCAGAAUCUAGUGUGGAUGCUGAUUAUGAAGAAAUGACACGUAAUUGUUACCGAAUAGAGCUGUCAAUAACAGACCUUGAACAACUGGUAAAUAAAUCCUCCAAACUUGAGAAAACUAGUCAAUUGGAGAAAAGUGAAAUGGACUUUCCUAAAAUUGAUUCAGGCAUACCACCUUCUCAAGGCAUGCUUUCAUUGGAGCAAACAACCAUACCAGCAAAUAUAUUUUUGGAUGUUCAGAAUGAGGACAACAGUGACAAUGAAAUGACAUCAAAUGAACAGCUAAGUAACUUGCUUCCUUGUAAGGGCACUCAAUGCUUUUCUGAAGUAAAGAAAACGAACAUGGAAGGAGGCAAAAUAAUUAGUAAUCCUUCUCUGUUGAAUGUGAGGGAUGAAACAUAUAAGCAGUCAGUUGACAAAAAGGAGAAAGUUAAUGGAACCAGGGAUGUGAUUUUGGAUUCCAAUAGAAAUUGCAAACCACCACCUUUCAAAGGUAGAAGAUUUCUUCAAAUCAACAGUUCCACUGCGAGCUUCAGUGGCAAGCAAGGUUUGCCUACAAGUGAAGAAAAAUCAAAGUAUGAAAUGCAUAAAAUUAGCAACACUACAUUAAUGAGUGAAGAAUCGAAAGAGGAUGUAAAAGUUGAGAAAGAAACAACGCAGCAUAUAGAGCCAACCAGCUCUCAGAAGUUUGAACAAUCAUCAUCAUCUGUCACCAAAAGUGACAAUGAGAGGAAUAAGAUAGAACCUAAAGCUGGAAAUGAUAGAAAUGUUCCUGAGUGUCUGUUGAUUAAAAACAAAUCAAGUAUCUCCCCCCGCAAUGAGAAUACUGCUUAUGGUUUAGCUGCAGAAUCUCCUCAAAAUCUAGAGAAGCGGUUACUGGACAAUCAGAAACGACUGGCUGCUUUACAGAAGAGGCAGGAAGAGACAGCAGUGCAAAAGAAACUCAUCCAGGGAGCCCUCUCUGAUUUGACAAGUCAAAAACCUGGCAAAGGAAAACAUGUUGUCUUUGAUUCUGAAGAAGAGCUUGAAAGUGUUGAAGACAUUUACAGAGCAGCAGAUGCAAAUCCAUCAGCAGAAAGUCAAGACAAAAAGCUUGUUGCAAAAGAUUUCAAAACUAGAACCGUUGGGAACUUAUUUGAUAGUGAAGACGAAGAGGAAGAAGAUGACAAUGAUGAUUAUGAUGAAAGAUUCAAAAUCAAACCUCAAUUUGAAGGAAAAGCUGGUCAGAAGCUCUUGUUCUUACAAUCACGAUUUGGUACAGAUGAAAGGUUUCGCAUGGAUGAACGAUUUUUGGAAAGUGAAGAAGAAAACAUGGAAGAAUCUGCAGAUGUUACUGUUGGAAGCCAGAAUGCUGAGGAAGAUGAGUUUGUUGCAGAAAAAAGAAGAGCUCUGAAUAUCUUGAAAAGUGUUGUUCAAGAUGGCAUUGAAAAGAUUGAAGACAAGAAAGAACGAGUAAAAUUAAAAUAUUUUAAAGAUGUUUCUGCUCUGCACUAUGAUCCGACAAGAAAAGAUCAUACAGUCUAUGAAACCAAGUUGGAGGAAUCCAAUAAAGAGAGCAAAGCAGAAAGAAAGAAAAGGAAAAUAGAGGAAGAGAAACUUCCUGAAGUAUCAAAAGAAAUCUAUUAUGAUGUCAAUAAGGACUUGAAAGGGAUGUUCACUUCCAAUACCAAAGAAAACGAAGUUACAUUGGCUAAGGAAGAUGAAAUUCAGCUAGAAAAUCAGUGUCCUGAACCUCGUGAAAUGCCAACCAUCCAGCAGGCAUUUGAUUACCCAUCCAGUAAUGAUGCUGCAAAAGAAGAUUCGUCUAAUUUUACGUUUUCGUUUUUUGAAGCAGCAACCCAAGAUGGCAAUCAAAAGUCAGAACAUUAUGUAACUGGGCAAGUACCUAUGUCGGCUUUUCCAUGGCAUGAAGAUCCUCGAUUCCAGGACAGCUCAUCUGAAGAUGAGGAUGACAUAGAAAAUUGUGAAGAUAUCACUGCAAAAAAUUUGGUGGCAUUUCCUGAGAAGAAAACAAAUUUAUUUUUCUUUUUCAAAGAUGACCAAAGACUCAUAGAUGGCCCUAAAAUGUUUUGUCGAACUACACACCUGGAAGAUGAGAGAGAUGCCUGGGAAGAAAACCGAGCUUUACUAAUUGAGGAAUACCGUAAGAAACACAAAGAUGCAAGAAGGAAAAUAAAAAACAAGCAAUGAAACUUCCUUACGAUUAAUAUGCUGUGAAUGAAAACUAUUUGCUAUUAACUAUUCUUUAUAAAGGCUCUUUGAUAGGGAUUUUGUUAAUCCUAGUUUUAUAUCUGUGGUGGUAAACGGGGCAGCUACUGUUUACGAGCUUACACCAGGUAAGCGAGAGUGAAGAUCAGUAGAGUAAGGGUAAGAUUUAAAUAUUUUGAUGUUUGGCAUUUUUUAUAUUAAAAAAUGUUUUAAAGUGAUAAGUUUUUAAUAAUAUUUCUUAUAAUAUCAAGUGCAUUUGAUUGAGCUACAAAACUUCAGUUGUGAAGAAGGAGACAUUUGAGAGUUUUGUAUAUUUUUCUCUCCAAGAAAACUGCCAUUUAAAUGGCCCAACAAAAAUUAAAUGUUACCAAUUUUAAUAAAUAAAUGCUGAGGAAAUGGAGAGGACUAUCCUGAAAAUGGGUAGCAUGGAUGUGAGUUUCCCAAUCAGAAUAUUAAUUUGUUUUCUUUCCAACUCAGACAAUGGACUUGGACAAUUUAUAUUCAAGAAUUGUUUAUAUAAAAACAAUGGUUACCAUAAUCUAAAUGGACACAUAUCGAUGGGUGAUCAUCACAUACCAUAGAAUAUCUAGCAAAUCAUUAAAAAAAAAUGUUUUUACUUUUGUGAACAUGAGUUUCUGGAUGAAUCAGUCUAUCUGUUAUAACUCUAAUACAGACUUGUUUUGUACUUAUGGUGCCUCACCUGUUGUAUACAUCAUGCAUUUUCCGUUUUUAACUUCAAUUUUUAUUUUAUAUCAAUGAUUAGAAGUGCUGCUUCAUACAAUCUUAAUUAGAAGGUGAACUUGAUAUUCAGAAUUAUUUCUCACUUCUGUCACAUCCUGCAUCUUCUAGGAAAUUUCCCGGGCAGUUGUUAUGAAUGGGGAAUAAUUGACUCGUAUUACAAUAUUUAUACUUAUCCAGAUACAUUCCAGUGUAUCUGCAUAGUAGAUACAAAAUCCUGCCUCCUUGAAAAUUUGUAUGUAAAGACUUUGACACACUUUAAAUGACUUUAUUAAUUUUUUUGUAGAUCGUCAUUGCACAUGGAAAAUCAGAUUUACACAAAGAUUCUCUUGAUUCUAUCAGACCUAUUGGGAGGUUUUAAUAUUCCAUAAAAAAAGAAAUCCAGAACAAAAAACGUUUUGGAUUAGUUGCAAGAUGCCUUUAAGGACAUUGGAGGUUCCCUUAUCACACAGGUUAUCAUGCAGGAAUGUAAAAUUGGAGUAGUGAUAAUUUUAAAAAUUCUUUGUUCACAUUAUCAUGACAAAUUGCCAAAUAGUUCUUGAUGUGGCGGACAUUUGCUCUUAAUAAAAGAUCAGUAUUAAAAUUA
Molecule: messenger RNA, 5111 nt
Organism: Amblyraja radiata (thorny skate)
Lineage: Eukaryota; Metazoa; Chordata; Chondrichthyes; Rajiformes; Rajidae
Gene: nol8
Product: nucleolar protein 8
Exons: 17
Coding region: 266-3769 (1167 amino acids)
Biological process (GO): protein localization to nucleolus
Cellular component (GO): nucleolus
Molecular function (GO): RNA binding
Source: RefSeq, a predicted model, not a curated record